Molecule: messenger RNA, 3080 nt
Organism: Chaetomium strumarium
Lineage: Eukaryota; Fungi; Ascomycota; Sordariomycetes; Sordariales; Chaetomiaceae
Exons: 2
Coding region: 443-2932 (829 amino acids)
Source: RefSeq, a predicted model, not a curated record
ACGACUUGGAAAGACAUACUGCUACAAUUCCAGUUCAAAAUGGCGCCGCUAAGGAGACAACGGGCUCGUCCAGCUCCAACGUCCACGACGCGCUCGGCACGUGAUGCUCCGACUUGACUGGACUCGUCGUCGCAGACAAAAUGAAGGAGCUUAGGACCCAGGUCGUACCUCCUGUGGCCACCGGACAAGGCAAAUUGUCGGUCGAUUGAGGUGUACGGUUGUGUUCUCCAGCCUUGAACAGGUACGUGUCUUUGUCUGCUGCUGGCGUCCCGCCACAGUUCGAGGAUCGAGGGGUUCCGAUCAAUUGUGUGCGGAUUCACCAAGGUUCGGGCGGUCUUCGCUCGGCAUUCAGAAAUUCACGCCGCGCAAAACCGCCCGCUGCGCCGCCCACGACGCGCCAAUCGCGCAUAAACUCGGCUGAACAUCCCUCGAACUGCUGAAAAUGACCAGCAACAGGAGGACGGAGUCCGGCGACCGUGGCGACCGUGACGACCAUGGCAAUGGCCACGUACCCUCUCCGGCGACGCCAUUGUCGUCGAAGCAGUCAAUGACGAAGGUUGCGCUGCAACCGCCGCCUCCUCAGCAGGUGCUUGUAAUCUGUAGGAACAAGCAUUGGCGGUACAUAUCGUCUUUCCACGGACCAUGGCUCCAAUUGCCGCCCGAGAUCCUUGAGACGAUCGCGAACGCGAACUACAAUACCCCUAGGCCACGGCCCAUUGACCCCGCAGUCUUCUUUGACCUGGUCAAGAUCAGGCGGCUCGUGGACGAGGCUACUAACCUUGCCGUACGCGCUGCCAGCGGCGUGGCCUCACUCGGUCAGAGGGGCCUUAACGGGGCAUCUCCCCAUGCAGCCGCCUUGGGCUUCGGCUUCGGCCGCCCGCCGCCCCAGACCAAGCUGAGCCCGGAGAGGAAACACAGGAUGAGGGAACAGGCGACGCAGAAGCUGAUGAGGGCAUACUGCCUGGACGAAAUCGCUUGCAGUGUCACCACCAUGCAGAGCGCAUCGUCCCUUGAGGAAGUGGCUUCCCUAGUGCUGCAGCGCAACCCUCAGGAUCCGGACGCCAAGUAUGUCCAUUUCUUCCACGAGAAGAUCCCGAGCCGUCAGCUGGCCGAGUGCACUAGCCUUGCUCCGUUGGACGAAAUCAUCGCCAAAAGGCCGACCGACCCCGAACCCCUGAGAACGCGGGCCACGGUGCGCGUGUUUAAGGGGGACCAUCAGGGUGCUGUGGAUGACUUGACAGAAGCGCUCAAGCUUUUUCGCGUGUACCGGCCUGUACAUACGGCGCCCAAGUCACCGCAACAGGGCCAGAUUGUGGAAAGGCAACAGCGUGGCGCGGGUCGAAGGCAGGAGGAUGUAAUCUUGAAGGAAGAAGAACAACCGAGCAGUUUAGAGAUGCAAUUACUCUUCCAGCGGGCGGGCGUGUACCUCGCCAUGGCCUGCCGUCACGUUGCUGCUGCCCUCCCGGAUCGCUCGACGGCUCCUCUAAGCUCGGCUGAGGCAGCCAGCAGAGAUCCUAACGAUGGCAGUCAAAGUGAUAUGGUUGGGGAUCAGCUUCCGCGGCCGGAAAUGUCGCCCGCGGAAAGGGAAGCGCAGAAAAGAAUGGCCGAGGCACGGAAAUCAGUAAGACAGAACGCGAAGCGGGCGCUGCGCGACUACACGGCCUAUUUGUCGCAUUUUGAGUACUCGCCAGACCUGCCCAUCGAGCUCGCCGAGGACUUCACCCGUAAAGUGAACUCUCUCAUUAAUGGCGCCAGAGCACCGCGCCAUCCCCUGUCCAGCGUGGGCGAAGGAUCGACGGCCCCUCAUCGCAUCUACUCGCUGUCCGACCUCUUUACGGCUUCGCCUCCCUCUGGUCUGCCUCCGUAUCCAAGCACGGAGGUGGUCCCGAUCUCCCGCGCAGCACCAUCAUCUGACGGCCCCGUGCAGACGACCACGGAGACCUUAACAUACCAUCCUCUCCUGGUUGACGCACUUCACUCUCUUCUACUCUGUCACUCUAUUAUUCAGACAUCCGCCAAGGAGUUGCUUCGCCACGCCUACAUGGUUGCUCGCCUCUCGCGCCUAGCCGACGGCUACCCGGUGUUUCAGUCUAGCAGAUGUCCCGCCAGAGCCGACUGGAUGGAGGUGCUACGAGCGGGCGGCAACUGGAUCCAGUUGGCCGGGUCGUGGGAAGAUCUCUGCGCGCCAGCACCACUGCCUCUCUUCCAGUCCGUCGGAAACGGCGCGGCUCCCGUCCCCAUUUCUUCACCGCCAUCCGCUGGACGAACCAAGGCGCUCCUCCUCCCAGGCCCAGACAACGACCACGGUGCAGCAGCCACCACCGCCAUCAGCGCUAGAUCCCCAAUCGACAAGCAGCGCAAAGACCGCAUCCACCAGCAAGCCGUCCUCGACGCCCUCGUCGACGACCGCGUGACAGACGAGUCGUCGCUCCGUCUGGCCAUCCGCACCCGCCAGCUGCGCGCCGAGCACGACUACCGCCUCGACAACGCAGUCGCCGAGCUGGACGCUAAGCUCAUGCGGAGCGGCGCCUUGGGACCACCAGGUCCAAGCCCGAGCGCCAACCCCACUCCGGCCGCAACGAACAGCAACGGCAAGCAGGCUGUGACGUCUCCCCUCACGACUGCGACUGCACCACCCGCGAACGGGCGCCGCGCCGCAUCGUCAUCCGUGUUCGAUGAAGGACGGGAUUACCCCAUUUCGUCGGAGCGUGCGAGCGCCAUUGCCCGCUGGGUGCUGGAGGCGCCUCCUCCGAGCGCAGGGUCUAGCGCCGGCGGCGGUGGUGAGGGGUUGCGGAAGCGGCGGAAAAAGCCUGUCAAAAAAGGGGGCGUGCUUAGUACUACUGGUAGCGCGGGUGCAACGGUGGCCGGCAACGUCAAGGGGGAGGGCAAUUUGGAAGAAGGGCGUGAGGUGGAAGGGGAAGGAGAAAUUUGAACAACAGCCUGUUGUUUUCUCAAAAUUAUCGGCGCAUCAAGGUUAGGGCGAUAUGUUCAGAUGUCAACUCUUGUAUCUCAUUCAUGGGUGCCCAAAUAAAACCCAAAGUGAGCCAAACCAAAAAAAAGGGGGAAUCAUCUAAAACCAA